AUGGGCUGUGGGAACAGCAAGGUGCCGCUUGAGGCGUCCAAGAAGGGCUACGUCGGGGUGGUGCAGUCGCUUGUCGCCUUCAGCAAAGCGCACAACGACAGCGAUGAGCCAAAGAAAUGUUUGGAGAAACGAAGAGGCCCCUGGUUUUCCACCGGGGUCAAGCAUCGUGAGCCGGCGUCAAACAGCCAGCUGCCGAUACUCAGGGACGGACGACAACAGGACAAAGCUGCCAAGUAUAAGGACAAGUUCGAUCCACGCGUCACAGCAAGAUACGACAUCAAAGCUCUGAUCGGUCGUGGAAGCUUCAGCCGCGUGGUGCGAGUGGAGCACAGGGCGACUCGCCAGCCGUUCGCCAUUAAGAUGAUGGAGGUGGAGGCCCCGGGGGGUCGUGAGGUGUGCGCCUCGGAGCUGGCGGUGCUGCAGCGGGUGAGCCACGCCAAUGUGAUCCAGCUGAUCGAGGUGUUUCAGUUCCCGCAGCGGGUCUACAUGGUGCUGGAGCUGGCGACCGGCGGGGAGCUGUUGGACCGGGUGGUCAGCAGGGGCCACUUCACCGAGCGGGACGCCACCCAGGCCCUGCGCAUGGUGCUGGCCGGGGUGGGAUACCUGCACAAUCUGGGCAUCACCCACAGAGAUCUGAAGCCGGAGAACCUCCUGUACUACCACCCCGGAGCGGACUCCCGGCUGCUGGUCACUGACUUUGGACUGGCUACUUUUGGCGGCACAGGGCCGGAGCUUUCUGACCACAACACAAGCGACGAGGGAGAUCGGCCCAGCGUCGGGCGCUCGUGGUCCCUGAGGACCACGUGUGGAACACCGGAGUACUUGGCCCCUGAGGUGUUGUUGAGGAGACCCUAUUCGUGUGCAGUGGACAUGUGGGCCCUCGGGGUGAUCGCCUACAUCGUGCUGAGUGGAUCGAUGCCCUUUGAGGACGACAGUCGCACACGGCUCUAUAGAUCCAUACUGAGGGGAAAGUACAGCUUCCACGGAGAUCCUUGGCCCUCAGUGUCCAACCUGGCAAAGGACUUCAUCCAGCGCCUGCUGGCGUCGGACUCGGCCGCCCGCCUGACCGCUGACCAAGCCACCCGUCACUCCUGGGUGGUCACCAUGGCAGCCGGCUCCUCCACAAGGAACCUCCAUCGAUCCAUUUCCCAGAACCUCCGGCAGCGAGCCUCACGCAGCUCCUCCCGGUGCCCGAGCAGCACCGCGAGCUCCUGCCACGCUGGCAGCGCAGAGCCGGGGAAAGCUGAUGUGACUCACGUCGCGGAGACAUUGAGACAGGAGAACAUCCAGAUCAUCGUCGCUGUCACCGAAAAUGACUCCGGCCUGCACAAGCCUGGAUCGUGUCUGUCUCAGGGCGGACAGAUCUGUGCAGAGGGGACUGUCACUGCAGCACUGCAGGCCAAACCUUGUCCCUCCUGCCCCAACGUCUGCAUCGUGCACAGAGCAGGCAUCAUGUGCAGGUCUUUCUCACAAGGCUUGAGUCCUGGGGAGUGUGAGACGAGGUGUGUCCACCUGAGCCUCACUCUGGUGGGUCCGGCUGGUGCUUUAGCAGCAGUAGCCCCCUCUUCAGGCCCUCGUGUGGAGGUGGACGGCUGCAGAGCGCACUUCCUGCUGAGACCUGGACAAAAAGACGACUCCAUCCGCGCUCCUCAAUGA
Platichthys flesus (European flounder) is the source of this 1656-nucleotide messenger RNA. Its product is annotated as serine/threonine-protein kinase H1-like. The transcript has 6 exons. Gene Ontology annotation, biological process: protein phosphorylation. NCBI's taxonomy places the organism in Eukaryota, Metazoa, Chordata, Actinopteri, Pleuronectiformes, Pleuronectidae. Bases 1 to 1656 code for a protein of 551 amino acids. The record is from RefSeq and is a predicted model, not a curated record. Gene Ontology annotation, molecular function: ATP binding; protein kinase activity.